AUGGCUGACAGUACCGCAGAUCUGUCGUGGAGAGAUCAGAUCGUCUUCAGCCCAGCUCAUCAAGACCCUGCGAAGGCACCGGCUGUUCCCAUCGCUGCCCUCGAAAAGUCCACCACUGCGUCAAUUCCCGCUGUCUCCGUCUUCAACCCACGGGGCUUGAACAGUUUCCAGAAGCGUCAAGCUCUUCGCUGUGAUGAUGGACCUUGUAUCGACGGCAGCUGUUGCAGCAAGGAGAAAAUCUGCGGCUACGGCCCUUCCUAUUGCGGCGCUGGCAACUGUACAUCGCAAUGCGAUGCUACAGCUAUGUGUGGAGAGUACAGCGAGAACGCCGAAAUGCCAUGUGGCAGUGGAAGUUCCUCCAAGCGCAAGGUCGGAUACUACCAGUCUUGGAACGUUCGUGAUCGGAGGUGUAACAAAGUGUCACCAUCGCAGCUUGACACAACGGGUUACACCCAUCUCUUCUACUCAUUUGCAUUUAUCGACCCCAAGACGUUCAGAAUCACGCCAGCCCAUUCAGACGAUGACAGCAUGAUGAGGGAAUUCACGAAACUCUCGAAGGACGGCAAGCUGCAGACUUGGAUUGCUAUUGGCGGGUUCGACUUUAGCAAUCCUGAAGUCGCGACGCAUACCACUUGGAGCGACAUGGUCUCUACAAAGGCCAACAGGGCUGCUUUCAUAGCAUCUGUUAAGGAGUACAUGGAUACGUAUGGGUUCCAGGGCGUCGAUCUCGAUUGGGAAUAUCCGGGUGCUCCUGAGCGAGGUGGCCGUAAGCUGGCAGACGUGCGAAACUUCCCAAUGUUGCUCCGGGAAAUGCGAGCCGCGUAUGGAAGCAGCUAUGGCAUCAGCUUGACGCUUGCACCUGACUACUGGUACCUGCGAUGGUUCGAUGCGAAGGCCAUGGAGCCGAGUGUUGACUUCUUCGGUUUCAUGGCUUACGACUUGCAUGGCUCAUGGGAUGCUGAUGUCUUGGCACUUGGGAAGAAAGUCCGCGGUCAGGCAGACAUUCGUGAGAUUGCCAAUAACACCAUACCCCUGUGGUUCGAUGGCCUCGACCCAAAGAAGAUCAAUUUCGGCCUUGCCAUGUACGGCCGUGGCUACACUCUGGCAGAUCCAAAGUGCAAUCAACUUCUCUGCCCCUUCUCCGGCCCGAGCAAACCGGCUCCCUGCACAGCCUUCGGAGGUGUCAUGUCUCUCGUCGAGAUCAAACAGCUCAUCAAGGAACGCGGCAUUACUCCACAGCACGACCAGAAUGAAAACACGGUGUAUCUUGAUCCCAAGGUCUACGAAGUUAGUCUCGACCUUCCACCAUUCGUGACCACUAUCACCGGUCCUGGCGGUGUUCAGACGAGAACGCUUCUACUGCCGCCGUGGCCGCAAAUUACCAACGGGCCGCCUGAAAGCUGGACCACAUCAGGAAACCCAUGGACGAAUCCGGGUGUCACAGGCGUGCCAGUACCUACGGACGUGAUCCCCCUUCCACCGCCAGCGAUUGUCACGAAGACUCCUUACACGGGUCCCGGAGUGUCGGUCGAUCCUUCGGGUACAUGGCCCACAUCGUUUGAUAUUCAGCCUGUUACUACAGCCGUUCCUGAUGAAGGUGAAGAUGAUGAUGACGAUGGUCCAAAGUCCAAAUCUACGUGCAACCUAUGGUUCUUCUGGACCUGUAUUGACAUUGGUGGAAUCAAGAUUGGUGGAUGGGAGUGGAAUUUACCACAGGGCAUCUGGGGACCCGUUGGGCCUGGCGGCAAGGUGACUGCACCUCCUAAGCCAGCAAGUUGCACUCCAGCAGAGGCAUCGCUCUGCGCCACAACAACCUCGUUCGGGACGACCGUGCAGAAUGGCGUAACGAGAACGACCACAACGCAAGUCAAGGAGACUUGUGCCACCAUUACUGGGUGCAACCUUCGCGACAUAGACUCCACAGAGACCGGAAAAGCAUGCAAUCUGGCGAAACGAACUAUCAAUCUCACUGGCGUGCCGUUGCCCGACAUGACUGCCGCAGCCGAGCCUCCACCUGACAUCGCAAAGAGGGCAAAUAGUAUCUGGGACUGUGAGGAAACCGGCGAAGACGGCAUUAUUUGGCCACAAGACCCGAAGGAAGGAGGGCAAACACGCAUUCGCGCUUUGCUUCAGGAAAGAAAGGAUGCUCUUGGGGGCACCCACAGCUGGACGGAAGUCCGCGCAGGAGAUCUGGACUACACGGCAUUUUACUACGUCGAUAACAUGGGUCCAGUCGCGCAAGCAUAUUUCGAUUCGGACGAAGUCAAAGAGAUCAACAGAGCUUACAACUAUCGCGCAGAUAUUGCACCCAGGUUAUCCAGAGCCCAGCGAAGGCGCAGCAGAGCAAAGAGGUCUGCUAAAGCGAGCGACAGCCGUACAGAUACACGGAUACGAGAUGAAACACCAGCAAGUGAUGGAGCUGAAAAGUUGGACGAAGCCGCCGAGUUAUUGAACAAUGAGACAUCCGACAUCGCCAAGCGGGCAACCAGUCCGGAGAUCAGUGACAGAUGGCAUCUGUCUCAUAUCUCUAUCCCCGAACGAGUAGACUGGGAUGUGGACGAUGACCCGCAUAUUCCCUCCCAGAAUAAGUUUGCGUAUUAUUUCAACAACAGGGAGGGAUCUGGGCAGACGAUUUACAUUAUGGAGGAACGUACGGGUCAGAGCGGAGGCAGCUGA
Molecule: messenger RNA, 2676 nt
Organism: Verticillium alfalfae VaMs.102
Lineage: Eukaryota; Fungi; Ascomycota; Sordariomycetes; Glomerellales; Plectosphaerellaceae
Product: oviduct-specific glycoprotein
Exons: 11
Coding region: 1-2676 (891 amino acids)
Biological process (GO): carbohydrate metabolic process
Molecular function (GO): chitin binding
Source: RefSeq, a predicted model, not a curated record